Molecule: messenger RNA, 1829 nt
Organism: Megalops cyprinoides (Indo-Pacific tarpon)
Lineage: Eukaryota; Metazoa; Chordata; Actinopteri; Elopiformes; Megalopidae
Gene: ilkap
Product: integrin-linked kinase-associated serine/threonine phosphatase
Exons: 10
Coding region: 573-1601 (342 amino acids)
Biological process (GO): protein dephosphorylation
Molecular function (GO): cation binding; protein serine/threonine phosphatase activity
Source: RefSeq, a predicted model, not a curated record
GCAACUAUUGGACCACAGGGAGGUCUCGAAUCAGCUAAAAUAGCUAGCUAGCGAAAUGGAUCAUUUCUGUUAACCGAUAUUCCGACCCAUAACUGCGUGCCUCUAAAGAAGUUUAUGCUGAAAAUUGCUCAUAUUGUGUCAUAACUGUUAGCUAUCUACCUAUAGUUUCGUUACGCGAGAACAUAGCUUGCUAACUUAAAGAUAGUCCUCUCAUAGUUAGGCUGGCUAGCUAGCAGCUAACGCUGCAAACAUAGCUAGUUCAGGGCUAUCAUUAGCCCGGUCGCUAUCGUGCUGCUACAAGGCUGCACACCAGACAGGAAGGAUUUUUGGUUGGAUGUCGUGAAUUCUAACUCAGUAGAACUAGCUAGUCUGAUGGCUAGUAUGCUAACAAGACCUUAACGAUUAUUUGAUCGUUCCCUGCCUGAUAAUUCUUUAUUCAAAUUGAUGAACGGUUUGCUGGCGCGCCAUCAACAGAAAACUCGUCGUUGAGCCAAUUAGCUAGCCAGCUAGCUCGCUGUUGUCUUAGAUUCCCAGUGCCUGCACUCGAAUUAACGUUAGCUAGCGUCGCACAGAUGGAUUUAUUUGGCGAUCUUCCUGAGCCAACACAAACAGCGGGGGGAGGUAAGGAGCAAACUUCACAGCUGGUAGUGGAGGAGCGAGGCGAAAAGAGGAAACGCGAGGUGACGGAGGAACUGGAGGAAAAGAAAGUUUGUAAAGGCCUGGCAAGGCUUCAAGGGUAUGUUGCAGCACGCCGAGGUGAGAGAGAAGAGAUGCAGGAUGCCCAUGUCCUCCUGCCUGACUUUAGCACCUGCUUCCCCUCUAUGCCUCCCCAAGUCUCUCGUCUAGCCUAUUUUGCCGUGUUUGAUGGUCAUGGGGGCUCUCGCGCCUCACGCUUUGCUGCAGAGCAUCUCCAUAAAAUUUUGGCCCAAAAGUUUCCCAGAGGUGAGGUGGAGAACUUGGACAAGCUUGUGAAGAGGUGUUUGCUGGACACUUUCAAGCAGACAGAUGAGGACUUUCUCAAGCAAGCCUCCAGCCAGAAGCCAGCCUGGAAGGAUGGUACUACAGCCACCUGUAUGCUUGUGGUGGAUGAUAUGUUGUACGUAGCUAACCUUGGGGAUAGCAGGGCGUUGCUGUGCCGGGUGGAGCAGGAUGGGCAGGACGACAGCAGGAAGUGUGCCACUCUGGCACUUAGCAAAGAACACAAUCCGACCUGCUAUGAGGAGCGUAUGAGGAUCCAGAAGGCUGGAGGCACUGUCCGGGAUGGACGAGUUCUAGGUGUGCUGGAGGUGUCCCGUUCCCUGGGAGAUGGGCAGUACAAGCGCUGUGGGGUGAUAUCUACACCCGACCUUCGACGAUGUCAGCUCACACACAGUGACAGGUUUGUCAUUCUGGCCUGUGAUGGGCUGUUCAAAGUGUUCACGCCUGAGGAAGCUGUGAAAUUCGUUCUCUCUGUUCUGCAGGAUGGGACAGUGGAGUGGAAAGAGGGACAAACUGCAGAGGAAGGCCGCUUUGAGGUGGCCUGUCAGCGGCUGGCCAGCGAGGCUGUGCGACGUGGCUGCGCAGAUAACGUUACUGUCAUACUCGUGUCUGUCCAUUUCUAAAGAGCAAUAUGUCUGACCACUGCUUUACCUGUUAACUUGUCUGUAUACCCCUCUACCUCCUGUCUACAUGUUAAUGAGUCUACUUUUCUGUUUACCUGUUUCCAUUCUGCAUGGUGGACCCACCAGGGAACAAAAAUGAAAUGCCUGCUCUGCCUAGCCCAAUGAAAUGUUGUCAGUAUACAGUAUGUGUAGACAUGUUUUUGAAAGAGCGAUUUUGUUGUUUUCUAA